Messenger RNA from Labrus mixtus (cuckoo wrasse), 3073 nucleotides. RefSeq names its product DEAD (Asp-Glu-Ala-Asp) box polypeptide 23 (gene ddx23). The record is from RefSeq and is a predicted model, not a curated record. Bases 142 to 2544 code for a protein of 800 amino acids. Gene Ontology annotation, biological process: mRNA splicing, via spliceosome. Gene Ontology annotation, molecular function: RNA binding; RNA helicase activity; ATP binding. Lineage: Eukaryota; Metazoa; Chordata; Actinopteri; Labriformes; Labridae. Gene Ontology annotation, cellular component: catalytic step 2 spliceosome. The transcript is spliced from 17 exons.
UAAGCCGUUUUCUCCGCUCAGUACGUAACGCUCAGUACUACAACUCCCACAAACCCUUUCUUUCUCCUGCUCGUGUUGGGCGACAUGGCGUCUUCUUGAAGCGCAGACAAAUCGUAAUUGUUUUGUUGACAAGGGAUUAAGAUGGCAGCUGACCCCGCAGACAAGAAGGAGGCUGAACCGUCUGUGUCCAAAGACAGAGAGAGGAAACGCAGCCGGUCAAGAGAGCGGGAGCGAAAACGACAUCGAUCCCGUGAAAGAAAUCGCUCCAAAUCUGCAGAAAGAGACCGACGCCUGAAAGACAAGGACAGAGACAAGGAACGAGAGCGGGAUAAGGACAGAGACAGGGGCCGCAAGGACAGAGAUGUACAUCGACGAGAUAAAGAUCGCAGCAAGAGGUCCAGAAGCCUCUCCCCCAGGUCAAAGGAUGCCAAGUUAAAGAGAGAUAAGGAUAUAAAAGCAGAAGAGGAGGAGGAUGAGAAAAAGAAGAAAGAAAAGGUCCAGCCUUUGUCUUUGGAAGAGCUUCUCGCCAAGAAGAAAGCAGAAGAGGAAGCUGAGGCAAAGCCCAAGUUCCUCUCCAAGGCCGAGCGAGAAGCUGAGGCUCUGAAACGGAGGGAACAGCAGACGGAGGAGAGGAGGAGACUGGUGGAAGAGGAGAGGAAGAAGAGAAGGAUGUUCCAGGACAUGGGGAGAAAAAUGAUGGAGGAUCCCCAAGAAAGAGAGAGACGAGAGCGAAGAGAAAGAAUGGAGCGGGAGAACAACGGGAAUGAAGACGACGAUGGACGACAAAAGCUCAGAGAGGAGAAAGAUAAAAGCAAAGAACUCCACGCCAUCAAGGAGCGUUACCUGGGAGGACUCAAGAAACGCCGGAGAACUCGUCACCUGAACGACAGGAAGUUUGUCUUUGAGUGGGAUGCUUCUGAAGACACUUCAGUGGACUACAACCCGAUCUACAAAGAAAAGCAUCAGGUGCAGCUUUACGGACGAGGCUUCAUCGCCGGCAUCGACUUGAAGCAGCAGAAAAGAGAUCAGUCACAUUUCUAUGGUGACCUGAUGGAGAAAAGGCGAACGCUGGAAGAGAAGGAGCAGGAAGAGACAAGGCUCAAGAAGAUGCGUAAGAAGGAAGCCAAGCAGCGCUGGGACGACAGACACUGGUCUCAGAAGAAGCUGGAAGAGAUGAUUGACAGAGAUUGGCGAAUCUUUAGAGAGGACUACAGCAUCACCACAAAGGGAGGAAAGAUCCCCAACCCCAUCAGGAACUGGAAGGAGUAUGCGCUGCCUGCUCACAUCCUGGAGGUCAUCGAAAAAUGUGGCUACAAGGAUCCAACACCUAUUCAGAGGCAGGCCAUUCCUAUUGGUUUACAGAACCGUGACAUCAUCGGUGUGGCCGAGACAGGUAGUGGUAAAACAGCUGCUUUCCUGAUUCCACUUCUGGUCUGGAUUACCACCCUGCCAAAGAUUGACAGGAUCGAAGACUCAGACCAGGGUCCUUAUGCUGUGAUCCUGGCUCCGACUCGUGAGUUGGCACAGCAGAUCGAAGAGGAGACCAUAAAGUUUGGUAAACCGCUCGGCAUCCGGACGGUGGCUGUAAUUGGAGGAAUCUCCAGAGAGGACCAGGGCUUCCGUCUCAGGAUGGGCUGUGAGAUUGUGAUCGCCACCCCCGGUCGUCUGAUCGACGUACUGGAGAACCGGUACCUGGUUCUUGGACGCUGUACAUACGUGGUUCUUGACGAGGCCGAUCGUAUGAUUGACAUGGGCUUCGAGCCAGACGUCCAGAAGAUUCUGGAGUACAUCCCAGUGACCAAUCAGAAACCAGACACGGAGGAGGCGGAGGACCCUGAGAAGAUGAUGAUGAACUUUGAAUCUGGAAAACAUAAAUACAGACAAACGGUCAUGUUCACAGCUACGAUGCCUCCGGCUGUGGAGCGGCUGGCCAGGAGCUACCUGAGACGCCCUGCUGUGGUUUACAUCGGAUCUGCUGGCAAACCUCACGAGAGGGUUGAACAGAAGGUUCUGCUGAUGUCAGAGGGAGAGAAGAGGAAGAAGAUGUUGGAGGUGUUGGCGCAUGGGUUCGAGCCUCCCAUUAUCAUCUUCGUCAAUCAGAAGAAGGGUGUGGAUGUGCUGGCCAAGUCCCUGGAGAAGAUGGGGUACAAUGCUUGCACACUUCACGGUGGCAAAGGACAGGAGCAGAGAGAGUUUGCUCUCUCCAACCUCAAAGCGGGAGCCAAAGACAUCCUGGUGGCCACAGACGUUGCUGGUCGAGGUAUCGAUAUCCACGACGUCUCCAUGGUCAUUAACUACGACAUGGCAAAGAACAUUGAAGACUACAUCCAUCGUAUUGGUCGUACGGGUCGUGCCGGUAAGAGCGGUGUGGCGAUGACUUUCCUGACGAAAGAAGACUCUGCUGUGUUCUACGACCUGAAGCAGGCCAUCCUCGAGAGCCCGGUCUCCAACUGUCCCCCAGAGCUGGCCAACCACCCAGACGCCCAGCACAAACCUGGAACCAUCCUGACCAAGAAGAGACGCGAGGAGACAAUCUUUGCCUGAUUUACAUACACAAGCACACAGCAGGAUGUUCGGACUGUUUUAUCAUGUCACAUCUCUUAAGGACUCGCACAUUUCUGUUUUACACCCUGAGUUUUGUCUUCAGGUUAUUUACACCUCUUUGCAACUCUGUAAAUCUAUUUUUAACAAUAACUCCGUGGGUGGAAAGUACAGAUCAUUAGCUGGUGCAUACGUCUUCGCUGCACUUGUUUCAGGGCUCAGUUUAAAGUUGUAUAAACUCCGUGUUAGAUAUGUUUUGUUUCUGCUUCUAUUCAAAUGAGAAGUGAACAGGACCCUGAUGUCACUGAUCUGAACUGUAUAAAGGCUUCUUCAGUUAGAAAAUGGAAUUGGAUGUCAGUCUGAAGGGGGGGGUGGGUAAGUAGUUAGUGCUUUGUUUUUGGGGUUUUUUUGCUCACAAAAACUAUAAUUUCCUGACUGUUGAAGAGACCAAUGUGUCAAGUGAAGGCCCUUCAUGAUCGCUUCAGUGUAAUUCAUUGUUUUAAAUAUAAACAUUUGUAUGAAGUGAAAACAA